This is a messenger RNA of Dufourea novaeangliae, 1151 nucleotides long. RefSeq names its product pyrroline-5-carboxylate reductase 2 (gene P5cr-2). Lineage: Eukaryota; Metazoa; Arthropoda; Insecta; Hymenoptera; Halictidae. The transcript has 7 exons. Bases 75 to 1031 code for a protein of 318 amino acids. Gene Ontology annotation, molecular function: pyrroline-5-carboxylate reductase activity. Gene Ontology annotation, biological process: L-proline biosynthetic process. The record is from RefSeq and is a predicted model, not a curated record.
CACGAGUAUCAUUUGCAUCCACUGAUCGUUUAUUGAUCCGAAAGAAAACUGUACAAAAGAAAGGAAUAAUUACAAUGACCACGGGGCUGAAGACAAUGGAAUUUCUGAAAUUAAGCCGACGUGUUCGGCGACGGCUGAACGCACGGAACGUGAGCGAUCACCUUCUCGCUGACGUCGAGGAACAAAAGAAAAGGGUAUCGCUGAAAAUUAACACCAAGAUGCUGAAGAUCGGUUUCAUUGGAGGCGGCAAGAUGGCUCAGGCUCUGGCCAAGGGAUUCAUUCGUGCUGGAUUGAGCAAGGGCGAGAUGAUGCUGGCCAGUUGCUUACCGAACGACGUGGGCAGCAUAGACGCGUUCAAGGAAAUGGGCUCGAACACCGUGCCUACAAACGGACCGGUUAUCGACCACGGUGACGUUCUGAUUCUAUCCGUGAAACCGCAAGUGGUACCGAAGAUACUUCCGGAAUUGAAACAUUACAAUAAACUUUUGCUGUCGAUCGCGAUGGGCAUACCAAUAGCGUCGUUGGAAAAGGGUUUGCCUGAAGGAACGCCAGUGAUAAGGGUAAUGCCCAACACACCAGUUCUCGUUGGUUGCGGAGCGACCGUGUACGCACGUGGAAAGCACGCGGGAGAUAAGGAAGCAGAAAUAGCAGAGAAAUUGUUUUCUGCCGUAGGUUUGUGCGAGGAAGUACCUGAAAACCUGAUCGACCCUGUUACUGCUUUGGCUGGUUCUGGGCCCGCCUAUGUAUAUAUGAUGAUAGAAGCUUUGGCUGACGGUGGUGUCAAAAUGGGCCUCAUGAGGCCAAUCGCCUACAAGUUGGCUGCGCAGACUGUUCUUGGUGCUGGUGCCAUGGUUAUGGAGACUAAGACUCAUCCAGGACAACUGAAAGACGACGUAGCUUCCCCAGCAGGAUCUACUAUAACAGGAAUUCAUUAUCUGGAAGAACAUGGUUUAAGAUCAGCGGUAAUCGGUGCGGUUGAGGCAGCAACAAAGAGAUGCAGAGAAGUUAGCGCACUUUCAGACAACAGUUAGAAUUGUCAAUAUUUACAAUAGAAAAUUGGCAAUAUUUAAGGCAGCAACGAGAGGGAAUUGAAAAGUGGUAGUUGUAGUUAUAGAAUGAAUAUGAAGUCAUAGUGAUAACGCGCGUUCUAA